AUGGCUCCGUCCAAUCCCCGCGCUGACUGGGAGAAGCUGGGCGAUCAAUUCUACCGCAAGGUGAAAUUGUAUGAGGCCGUCUUCGACGAAGACUUGGAGCUGGAGAACUACAUCGUCGCCGGCGCACCAUACGGAGGCGCACUCGCGCUUUAUCGAAAUGAAAGCAGGCUGUAUCAAUACCGAGAUGCUCAGACAUCGAAGGCCAGUAUAGAAAUAUACUCUUACUCUGGCAAACUGAUUAGUCGCUUGAACUGGGAGUAUGGCGCGAUCAAAGGACUUGGUUGGUCCGACAAUGAAGAGUUGCUCGCUGUGACCGAAGAUGGCACCGUGCGUCGCUACUUUGGUCUACACGGCGACUUUGCACCGUUCUCACUCGGCAAUGGUGCGGAAGAAUACGGCGUUCGAUCCUGCCGUUUCUGGUCCUCUGGUUUUGUGGCUUUAUUAUCCAACAACCAGCUUAUUGCUGUUUCUAACUACAAAGAGCCCCGGCCAAAACUACUCGCUCCGUCCCCGGAAGGCGAAGUGUCGUCUUGGUCAUUGACGCCUCCAGCCUACACCUUGUCGCGCACUGUCGAGGUUCUACUAGCUGUCGAUAAGACCAUUUACGGCAUUGAUGGUACCGAGGCACUUGACCGGGUGCUUCAAAAUGGACCUUUCAAGCAUGUCGCCUCUUCAACUACAGGUGGCUUAGUAGCUCUCUACACGGGAGAUGGCAAGGUGUGGAUCGUGAGCAGCGACUUCCAGAACAAACACGGCGAAUACGACUCGAAAGCAAAAACUCCUCCGUUGUCUAUGGAAUGGUGUGGAGAGGAAGCCGUCAUUCUAGCGUGGGAGGAUGAAAUACAUGUAGUAAGCACAAAUGGUGCGUCAUCUAAGCAUUACUACGAUGGACGGGUGCAUGUUAUUCCCGAACUAGACGGAGUAAGACUCAUAACAAAUGAGACUUGCGAAUUCUUCCACAAAAUCCCUGUUGUCACGGAGGAUGUCUUCAGACUUGGAUCUACCUUUCCCUCUUCGGUUCUUCUUGAUUCUGUGGAUCUUUUGGAUAAAAAAUCUCCCAAAGUAGAUGAGAUCAUGCAGCGCAUCCGACCAAGUCUCCCAGAAGCUGUGGAUGUUUGUGUUCGAGCGGCCGGUCAUGAAUUUGACGAGUACUGGCAAAAGCGACUUUUGAAAGCAGCUUCCUUUGGCAAGUCUGUAUUAGAUCUUUAUAAUAGCGACGACUUUGUCGAUAUGACCGAGAAACUCAGAGUGCUCAAAGCAGUUCGUGACUUUGAGAUUGGCAUGCCUAUGUCCUUCGAUCAAUAUCUACGCCUAACCCCAGAGAGAUUGAUAGACCGACUUAUCAAUCGUCACGAGUACCUCUUAGCAAUACGAAUUUCAGAAUUCCUGCGCAUGCCAGCAGAUAAGAUAUAUAUUCACUGGGCGUGCCAAAAGGUCAAGGUCUCUACUGCUGGCGAUGAUGCUCUGUGCAAACUGAUUGUGCAGAGACUAGAAGGAAAACUAGGGAUCUCUUUUGAGACAGUUGCGCAGUCUGCAUAUGACGAGGGUAGGGCACAUCUCGCUACCCAGCUUUUGAACUACGAACCUCGUGCUGGGAAACAAGUCCCAUUGCUUCUUAAUAUGGAAGAAGACGACGUUGCGCUUGACAAAGCCAUGGAAAGCGGUGAUACGGAUCUGAUUUACUAUGUUCUACUGCAUAUGAAAAAGAAACUUCCUCUUUCGACCUUCUUCAGGACUAUCAAUGACAGACCUACAGCUGCAGCACUAGUUGAGACAUCGGCAAAGGGCAGUGAUAUUGAACUCUUGAAAGACUUGUAUUACCAGGACGACAGGCCCAUUGACGGAUCUAAUAUUUUCAUUAUUGAGGCACUGUCACGCGACGAUGUCCAAUCGAAAAUCGACAAAUUGAACCAAGCUUCGCGUGUACUCACGGAUUCAAAAGAAGGCGCUACACAAUUCCAACAAAAGUCCAUUGCCGAAGCUACUCAACUUCUUCGUGUUCAAGAAAGUCUGGAUAAAGAGUUAUCUGACGGCACUGACUUUGUCGGUCUUAGUGUCAAUGAGACCGUCUACCGAUUGAUCAAGACUGGAUACGGGAAACGAGCACAAAAACUAUACAGCGAGUUUAAGAUGUCAGACGUGACGUUUUGGUGGACUCGAUUACGUGCUUUAGUUGCCAAAAGAGAUUGGGGCGAACUCGAACAAAUUUCUAAAAACAAAAAGUCUCCUAUUGGUUGGGAGCCAUUUUAUAACGAAAUUCUAGGGGCAGGUAACACGAAACUAGCAUCAAUGUUCGUUCCUAAAUGCACUAACCUGCCCGCUGCUGAGAGAAUCGAAAUGUGGAUGAAAUGCGGCAUGGUUGUAAAGGCAGGAGAAGAAGCCCUGAGAGCCAAAGAUAUGAAUGCCCUCGAGGUAUUGCGGACAAAGGCACCUGGUUCAGCUGUAGGUGAGAUAGACCGCAUGAUCAAUCAACUUCGACCAAAGAAUAGGUAG
Molecule: messenger RNA, 2493 nt
Organism: Talaromyces proteolyticus
Lineage: Eukaryota; Fungi; Ascomycota; Eurotiomycetes; Eurotiales; Trichocomaceae
Product: putative vacuolar protein sorting vps16
Exons: 7
Coding region: 1-2493 (830 amino acids)
Biological process (GO): intracellular protein transport; endosomal transport; vacuole fusion, non-autophagic
Cellular component (GO): cytoplasm; HOPS complex; endosome
Molecular function (GO): actin binding
Source: RefSeq, a predicted model, not a curated record